AUGCAUUUGGCUAUGUCUGCUGCGAGCAGUUUGACACUCUCCGGCUGGAGAUGGCGGCAAUACGGCGAAGCCAAUGAAGAAUGGCAUCAGUGUAUGCACGACAAACCGACCACGGAGAUUUUCACCGACCUUAUCGAUGCAAAAGUCAUUCCUGACCCCUUCAUCGACGAAAACGAGCGCCAUGUGCAGUGGGUGGGCGAAGCCGACUGGGAGUAUGCCUGCGACUUCCAGUACGAGGCAGACUUGAGCCAUUCUCGACAGGACCUCGUUUUCGCAGGUUUAGAUACAGUAGCCACCGUCUUUCUGAAUGACCAGGACCAAAUCCUGGAAUCAACAAACAUGUUUCAUCAGCACCGCGUCGAUGUAACUGGGAAAUUACGCCCGGGCUUGAACACGAUUCGCAUCGUGUUCAAGAGUGCUCUCCACUACGGGCGUGAAUUGGAGAAAAAGCAUGGAAGCUACAGAGCCUUUAGUGGAGAGAAUUCUCGAGCUCAUGUUCGCAAAGCCCAGUAUCACUAUGGAUGGGACUGGGGACCUCUGUUGAUGACAUGCGGACCAUGUGGGGAGAUCAAACUCGAAUCCUACGCUUCAACUUUGGUCGAUGUUUUUGCCGAUGCACGAGUAUCUGAGGACCUUCAUAGUGCGUCUGUCAAUGUCAGUUUUGAAGCUAUUCUGGAUCAAGACGUCACUGCAAAUGUCACUGUUACUGCUCCCGAUGGGCGUGUUUUCCAUUCAAAGGCAACUCUCGGCUCUAGCACGAAGGAAUCUCGAGGUUCAGUCUCGUUGGAGAUCAAUGAGCCACAACUCUGGUACCCUGUCGGUCAUGGUCCUCAGAUUUUCUAUUUGGUAGAUGUCGCUAUCAUGAAUCGUGAUCAGAUACCUCUUAAUCGUGCCAGGAAACUCGUCGGCAUGCGACGUCUGCGCCUGGUGCAGCAUUCUUUAAACGGUGAACUAGGCACCUCUUUCUUCUUCGAAGUCAACAACAAACCAGUGUAUGCUUCCGGCAGCAACUGGAUCCCUGGUCAUUCUUUCCUGACUGCUAUGACGUCUAAUGACUACGCCUCGGCUGUUGAUAGAUGUCUGAAAGCGAACCAGAAUAUGUUGCGUAUCUGGGGUGGGGGUAUAUACGAGCAUCAUGCACUGUAUGAGGAGUGUGAUCGACGGGGAGUUCUGGUCUGGCAGGACUUUGCUUUUGCCUGCGCCCAGUACCCUUGCUAUCCUGAAUUCGCGGCAACUGUGAAACGAGAAGCCGCAGAUCAAGUCAAGCGGCUGCGACAAUAUUGUUCCAUCGUCCUCUAUGCUGGGAAUAAUGAGGACUAUCAGAUUGCAGAGAUGCUCAAUUUGACCUGGGAUCGUGACGAUCAUUCAGGCGAUUGGACCGAAACCAAUUUCCCGGCGCGGACUCUGUACGAAACUCAUCUGCCUGCUGUGGUGGCUGAAUAUGCACCUGGUGUCCCCUACCACCCCAGUUCGCCUUGGGGUGGUGAUGGUACGACCGACAGGACCGUUGGCGACAUUCACCAGUGGAAUGUCUGGCAUGGUUCACAGGAGAAGUACCAGCUAUGGGACAAGCUUGUGGGCCGCUUUGUCUCUGAGUUUGGCAUGCUGGGCUUCCCAGCUGCUAAAUCCAUCCGUCGUUAUGUGACCGAUCCUGCGCAGCGAUAUCCUCAAAGCCGGGUUCUGGAUCUGCACAACAAAGCAGACGGCGCAGAACGCCGACUGGGUCUGUAUGUCUUGGAGAAUCUCCGGGUCAACUCGUUAGAUCUUGACAGCUGGAUCUAUGCCACUCAACUCAUUCAAGGCGAGUGUCUCAGUUUCGCCGUUCGAAGCUGUCGCCGCCAGUGGAAAGGCCCAGGUCAAGAAUAUUGCGGAGGCCAACUGAUCUGGCAGAUCAAUGACUGCUGGCCAGUCUCGAGUUGGGCCAUAAUUGACUUCUAUGGAGAGAAGAAGAUGGCUUACUUCAUGACAAUGCGCGACAGUGCACCUCUAGCACUUGGGAUUUGCCGCUCAACACCAGAGCUCAAGAAGCUCAAGUCACCGCCUCCACAGAUUCUGGCUCCUCCGCACGAUCUUGCCCCCAAGAAUUAUAUCUGUGACGUCUGGGCUAUGAACGGAACCUUGCGGGAUGCCCAAGCCCAAAUAGAAAUCCGGCUGUACGACCUCGCGACCGGAGUUUUGCGCGAGGACAAGUCCAUUGGCGUUCAACCCCUUUUAUUCAACCGCACCACCGAGUUGGUGGAAGACAUGAGUGUGGAUGACCAGACAGCCGUCCAGGCAAUCAUGAGGGAUACUCGGGAUGGCCAUGUCAUUGCCCGCACUUCAGAUUGGCCUCAACCACUCAAAUAUAUCACUCUGUGUUCCUCUCCGGGCGUGUCCGUGUCAGUCCUAGACGGCAAGCUUGAGAUUCGAGCGAACGCGCCUGUCAAGGGUUUGGUGGUCUCCGUGGUUCCCGAUGACCGUGAUGUUGAGUUUGAGGAUAAUGCCGUCGACGUCUUCCCGAAUGAUGUAUACACCAUCAUAGCACGGGGAUUGAGGAAGGACGACAAGGUACACGUGCGAUACUAUGGAUCGGAUUUCUAG
Penicillium cataractarum is the source of this 2580-nucleotide messenger RNA. RefSeq lists its product as uncharacterized. NCBI's taxonomy places the organism in Eukaryota, Fungi, Ascomycota, Eurotiomycetes, Eurotiales, Aspergillaceae. The transcript has 2 exons. The coding region runs from base 1 to 2580 and encodes 859 amino acids. Gene Ontology annotation, biological process: glycoprotein catabolic process; carbohydrate metabolic process. Gene Ontology annotation, molecular function: beta-mannosidase activity. The record is from RefSeq and is a predicted model, not a curated record.